AUGUGGAAAGGGGUCGAUUAUGCGAUAAUCAAAUCCAAAGCAUGGACACUUGGAUGCAUUUACGAUGUUUCAAAGGAGCAUUAUGUAUAUGGUCGUCAGAGCUUCAAAGUCGUUCUUAGUAAUACCGGUUAUGCUUUGGGUUCCGAUUACCUGUCGAAGGAAGACUGUAUUCUCAUGGGGUUCACAGAUUCAAUCCAGGAUGGCGAUUUGAUCUGGAUCCUGCAAGGAGCAUCAAACCCGACCGUCGUGAGACUUUGCGAUGACCAUUUUACGGUGAUUCUGCCCGCGAUGCCACGAAAAGACGCUCAGGCCAAACCUUUCGAGAAAACAGUCGAGCACAAUCGCCAAUAUCCUUCAGAUGACGUUGUCUUCACGUGGGAGUUGCCACAUAUUCAGGAAACAACUUCAACGAGGCCAGCAAAACUGGCGGAAAAGGUGUCAUCCUCCAAUUAUCAUGAAUCGCGGAUAGAGACUCAAUCCCGGUGGCGCCAUAUAGAAUUCGCCAUGUUAGACAUUUAUUCGAAUGCCCGACGAGAUAGAGCCUAUGCCAUAGAUGCUAUCAAGAACCUUAUGACUCUUGGAUGUCCAGAAUGUGUCCCACUCGGAAAGAUCGCUAUCGCAGCUGCAGGAGACGAGGGACGAAACGGGCUCUUUAUUUUAGUAUUUCUCUUUCGACACUUUGGGGACAACUAUCACGUCUCUGAUGUGAUGGUCCAGGCAGCUGCAGCAAACACUGGAUAUUGUGGGCCGGCAAUCAUGAUGCUUCUCUUUCAGGGAUAUGGAGAGAAGCUUCCUAUCACUGAUGAAACAUUCCAGACAGCUGCAGCAAACACUGGACGCUAUUCUAGAGAUAUUAUGAACAUUCUCCUGGAGAACCGUGGAGAGAAGCUCGCUAUCUCAGAUGAGACAGUCCAGGCGGCUGCUGCAAACCCUUCAUAUGGGCCAGAAAUCAUACAAGUUCUCUUUAAGAACCGUGGGAAGAAGCUCACCGUCUCUGAUCAAGUAGUUCAGGCGGCUGCAGCGAACCCUGAACACGGGCAUAAAAUUAUGCAAAUUCUGUCUGAGGAAUCGUGA
Penicillium salamii is the source of this 1074-nucleotide messenger RNA. NCBI's taxonomy places the organism in Eukaryota, Fungi, Ascomycota, Eurotiomycetes, Eurotiales, Aspergillaceae. The record is from the annotation of a GenBank genome assembly.